AUGAAUAGGCUAGAAUACGAUUAUCAUUCAAGACCAAGGCCAACAGGAUCCUUAGUGGCACACCAUCACGAAGAUGUGGUGACGAGAAUGAAAAAUAUAGAAUUGAUAGAACUUGGUCGCCAUAGAAUAAGACCCUGGUACUUCAGUCCUUACCCUCAAGAGAUGGUAAACCUUCCCUGUAUAUAUAUUUGCGAGUUUUGUUUAAAGUACAGAAAGAGUCGGAAGUGUUUAGAGAGACAUUUGGUAAAGUGCAAUUUAAGACAUCCUCCUGGCAAUGAGAUCUAUAGGAAGGGGUCGAUAUCGUUUUUCGAGAUCGACGGAAGGAAGAACAAAAAUUAUGCUCAGAAUCUCUGCCUACUAGCUAAAUUAUUCCUAGAUCACAAAACACUUUACUACGACACGGAUCCGUUCCUCUUUUAUGUGAUGACUGAAUUUGACUCUCGUGGAUUUCAUAUAGUAGGUUAUUUUUCCAAAGAAAAGGAAUCGACGGAAGACUACAAUGUUGCCUGUAUUCUCACAUUGCCUCCGUACCAAAGGAAAGGUUACGGAAAACUCUUAAUAGAAUUUUCCUAUGAAUUAUCGAAGUUCGAAGGAAAAACGGGUUCACCUGAGAAACCUCUCUCAGAUUUGGGUUUACUCUCGUAUAGAAGUUACUGGGCUCAUACAAUACUUGACAUUUUAUUGACUCUGAAACCUUUGGUAGAAAAUGAAAAGCCACAGAUUACGAUAAAUGAAAUCUGCGAGAACACGUCGAUUAAGAAGGAGGAUGUUAUAUCCACCUUGCAGAAUUUAAGUCUGAUUAAUUACUACAAAGGACAAUACAUCGUCACAUUAAAUAGGGACAUAAUUGAGCAACACACUUCGGCGAUGGAGAAGAGGCAGAUCAAAAUAGACCCAGAACCCAGGAAGCGACCACGUACGUCUGUCGAAUGUACCAAACUGUACAUAAUAUUGCGAACGGAAGUCUUGUGUUUUAAUAAGGCUAUCUGGAUUUACGCACGAAGUAGCAGCAGGAGCAGCACGAACUAUCCUCGAAUUCUUCCUCAAUCCCAGACGCAAAAGUCAAUGGCUUACAUUUUCUGUGGCGUUUGCAGUGUGGAAUCGCAAGACUUAAUUGUUUGCCCUUGA
Messenger RNA from Belonocnema kinseyi, 1128 nucleotides. It is a transcript of the gene Tip60, whose product is annotated as histone acetyltransferase Tip60-like. The transcript is spliced from 4 exons. The record is from RefSeq and is a predicted model, not a curated record. Lineage: Eukaryota; Metazoa; Arthropoda; Insecta; Hymenoptera; Cynipidae. Gene Ontology annotation, molecular function: histone acetyltransferase activity. Gene Ontology annotation, biological process: regulation of DNA-templated transcription. The coding region runs from base 1 to 1128 and encodes 375 amino acids.